Cynara cardunculus var. scolymus (artichoke) is the source of this 4026-nucleotide messenger RNA. RefSeq lists its product as uncharacterized. The record is from RefSeq and is a predicted model, not a curated record. NCBI's taxonomy places the organism in Eukaryota, Viridiplantae, Streptophyta, Magnoliopsida, Asterales, Asteraceae. The transcript is spliced from 27 exons. Gene Ontology annotation, molecular function: protein binding. The coding region runs from base 245 to 3808 and encodes 1187 amino acids.
CUAUGUAUGUGGGAUCUUACACAUAAAGAUCCUGUUUAUUCGGUUCAAAUAGAGACGGGUCUAAUUUGCAAAAGCUUCCAUUUUUAAACCCAAACAGCCAAAUCGAAAUACCGGGGUCUCAUGUAAGAGAAACGAAAUCGGAGAGGCCUGAAGCACCCCAAUUAGAACGAUCCUCUGUUUCCUCUUCCUCCAAUUUUGCUAAUUAUCGACUGGACUAACCAAUUUCAGUUGAUAAUCGAAUUUCAUGGCGGAUUCUUCCGGAACCACGUUGAUGGAUCUCAUUAGUUCAGAUCCUACAUCGGUACCUCCACCCUCUUCCACGCCAGCGCAGGCUUCAACGGCGUCGCAUCAGCGGUCUGCAAGCCCGUUUAGUAAACCGGUUGCGGCACCGACAACUACUGACCGCAAGUCUAAGAGAUCGACUUUGAUGCAGAUCCAAAGCGAUGCGGUUUCUGCUGCCAGAGCCGCUGUUCGUAUACCCCAUAAACACAAGAAAAAGCCGGUUUCUUAUGCACAACUUGCAAGGAGUAUCCAUGAAUUGGCGGCUUCAUCAGACCAAAAAAAGUCCCAGAGACAGUUGGUGCAUCAUGUGUUCCCGAAACUUGCAGUGUAUAACUCUGUUGAUCCGUCUCUUGCACCUUCUCUUCUUAUGCUUGGUCAGCAAUGUGAGGAUAGGACUAUUCUACGUUAUGUUUAUUAUUACUUAGCAAGAAUAUUGCCGGAUACUGGAGCACAAGGUCUAACUCCGGGUGGUGGGAUUCCUACCCCUAAUUGGGAUGCUUUAGCUGACAUUGAUGCUGUUGGUGGAGUCACAAGAGCAGAUGUUGUACCUCGAAUACUAGAUCGACUUUCUUCAGAGGCCUUAAAUCCUGAUAUUGAAUUUCAUGCACGAAGGCUUCAAGCACUGAAGGCUCUUACUUAUGCUUCAAACAGUUCUGAGAUUUUGCAAAAAUUGUACGAAAUUGUCUUUGGCAUUCUUGAUAAGGUUGCUGAUACACCAGAUAAACGUAAGAAAGGCAUAUUUGGGGCAAAAGGUGGUGAUAAAGAGUCUAUAAUUCGAAGUAAUCUCCAAUAUGCUGCCAUAAGUGCUUUGAGAAGACUUCCCUUGGAUCCAGGAAAUCCAAUAUUUCUUCAUCGCGCAGUUCAGGGUGUUUCAUUUGCUGAUCCGGUGGCCGUUAGACAUUCUUUGGAGAUCAUCUCUCAUCUAGCUACCAAGGAUCCGUAUGCUGUUGCAAUGGCUUUAGGGAAGCUUGCACAGCCUGGUGGAGCUCUACAGGAUGUUUUGCAUUUACAUGAUGUGCUUGCUAGAGUUGCUCUGGCCAGAUUGUGCCAUGCAAUAUCUAGAGCCAAGUCACUGGAUGAAAGGCCAGACAUUAAAUCCCAGUUUACCGCUUUGCUGUAUCAACUCCUCCUUGACCCCAGUGACAGAGUUUGUUUUGAGGCUAUCCUUUGUGUACUGGGGAAAUCCGACACUGCUGACAGAACUGAAGAACGAGCUCUCGGGUGGUAUCGUCUAACAAGAGAAGUUCUCAAGGCCCCUGAAGCACCUUCUGUGAAGGACAAGGAUAAAUCUUCAAAGACGCGACGCCCACAACUCCUCAUCAAACUUGUUAUGAGAAGAUUGGAAAGUUCGUUUCGUAGUUUUUCCCGGCCUGUACUUCAUGCAGCAGCCAGAAUCGUGCAGGAGAUGGGGAAAAGUCGUGCUGCUGCUUUUGCUUUGGGUCUACAUGACAUUGAUGAAGGAGGAGAUGUUAAUACAUUUGCUGAAAACAAUGAGCAGGAAGAUGGGAAAUCUCAACUUGAAGGUCUUCGACGCAUUCCUUCUAUGUCAAAUGGGGCAGGUAACAAGGAGACAGUUGCAAGUCUAUUGGCCUCUUUAAUGGAGGUGGUGCGUACAACUGUGGCAUGCGAAUGUGUUUAUGUUCGUGCAAUGGUGAUUAAAGCACUGAUAUGGAUGCAAAGCCCACAAGAAACUUUUGCUGAGCUAGAAUCAAUGAUUGCAUCUGAGCUCUCUGAUCCUGCUUGGUCAGCCGCUUUGUUAAAUGAUAUUUUGCUCACUUUACAUGCUCGUUUCAAGGCUACUCCAGAUAUGGCGGUUACUCUACUUGAAAUUGCAAGAGUGUUUGCUACUAAAGUCCCUGGAAAAAUUGAUGCUGAUGUGCUGCAACUACUAUGGAAGACAUGCCUGGUUGGAGCUGGUCCUGAUGGCAAACAUACAGCUCUAGAAGCUGUCACGAUAGUUCUUGAUCUGCCACCUCCACAACCUGGUUCUAUGUCUGGGCUUACAUCAAUUGAUAGGGUAUUUGCAUCUGAUCCAAAGUCGGCCUUGGCUUUACAGAGGCUAGUCCAAGCAGCGGUGUGGUUCCUUGGUGAAAAUGCAAAUUAUGCUGCAACUGAGUAUGCAUGGGAAUCAGCAACCCCUCCUGGGACUGCACUGAUGAUGUUAGAUGCAGAUAAAAUGGUUGCAGCUGCUAGUUCUCGCAAUCCAACUCUAGCUAAUGCUCUCACUCGACUGCAGCGAUGUGCUUUCAUUGGCAGCUGGGAGGUUCGUAUCAUUGCUGCCCAGGCUCUUACUACCAUGGCAAUUAGAUCGGGUGAGCCUUAUAGGAUACAGAUCUAUGAAUUUUUACAUGCUCUAGCAGAAGGGGGCGUGCAGUCUCAGUUUUCAGAUAUGCAUAUUAGUAAUGGGGAAGAUCAAGGAGCUAGCGGUACUGGUCUUGGAUCUUUGCUUAGUCCAAUGCUGAAAGUCCUGGAUGACAUGUAUAGUGCACAAGAUGAUCUGAUAAAAGAAAUGCGCAACCAUGAUAAUGCCAAAAAAGAGUGGACUGAUGAAGAACUAAAGAAGCUAUACGAGACACAUGAAAGGCUUCUAGAUCUUGUUUCACUAUUCUGUUAUGUUCCAAGAUCAAAGUAUCUACCUCUAGGGCCAACAAGUGCAAAACUUAUUGACAUCUAUCGCAAUCGGCAUAAUAUUACUGCAUCAACUGGCAUGAGAGAUCCUGCUGUUGCUACAGGGAUUUCUGAACUCAUAUAUGAAGCCACUAAACCUGCACCUGCAGAGCCUGACAAUAUUGAUGACGAUCUGGUAAAUGCCUGGGCAACCGGUCUUGCUGAUGAUGGUUUAUGGGGAAACAAUGCUCCUGCAAUGAAUAGGGUUAACGAGUUUCUUGCUGGUGCUGGUACCGAUGCACCUGAUGUUGAUGAGAACAUUAUUUCUAGACCUUCCAUGAGUUAUGAUGAUAUGUGGGCAAAAACUCUUUUAGAGACUGCAGAAGUUGACGACGAUGAUGGGAGGUCUUCUGGAUCUUCUUCUCCUGAUUCAGUAGGGUCAGUUGAGACGUCAAUUUCGUCUCACUUUGGAGGAAUGACUUAUCCGUCAUUGUUCAGUUCCAAACCAUCUACUUAUGGGUCUUCACAACCAACGGAGAAGUCAAGUAGUACGAGUCGGCAGAGGAAGGCUUCUGCUGGUUCCUCGUCUUAUGAGGGUUAUGGUUCUCCGAUUAGCGAAGAGCCUCCUCCAUACUCAUCACCUGUCCACCACCAAAGAUACGAGUCAUUUGAGAACCCGUUAGCUGGGCAGGGGUCAAGUAGCUUUGAUUCUCAUGAAGAAGAACGAGGGAAUUCGCAAUCUGGAUCAGCGCUUUAUGACUUCACUGCUGGUGGUGAUGAUGAGUUGAACUUAACUGCUGGAGAAGAGGUGGAAAUCGAGUACGAAGUUGAUGGGUGGUUCUAUGUGAAGAAAAAACGGCCUGGUCGGGAUGGGAAAAUGGCCGGGCUGGUUCCUGUUCUGUAUGUUAGCCAGUCUUGAAUGAAAACUUUGGUAGGUAAUUCUUGAGAUGUAGCUGUAUAAUAUAUAUGUGUGUGAUUUCAACAUAUUGGUGAUGUGCAAUUGAUUUUUGAAUUACGAGUUCGAUCUUUGUGCAAAAAAGGCAGACGUUCGAUUUGGCAUUGGAUUGAAGGAUUUAGGUUUCAGUCAUUGCUCGAUUCAUGUACAAGGCUUUCGUGUUAUGAUUUUUGUAUUGAUUU